AUUUGACAAUUCAUAAAAUGUAAUAUUAUUUAAGAAUAUUACAAAGCAAACGUAAUAUUCGUUGUCACAAAAUAUCGUUAAUUAUCAUAACUAUUCAGUCAUGAAUAUCCAAAGGUUGAUGCUUUUAAAAUAUAAACCACGUUAUUUAACACACAAAGUUCUUUUUGGCACACACACUGAAACAUGUCCGGAAUAUAUGAAGCAAUUUGACAAACCAAAAAACGGCGCCCUCAAGCGAGCGGAAAAAUCUGGAAAAGUACGACUUGGAUUCAUACCGGAAGAAUUUUUCGUAUUCUUCUAUCCAAAAACGGGUAUCACCGGACCAUAUCUUUUUGGCAUAAUGGCUUUAAACUAUUUGGUUAGUAAGGAAAUAUAUGUAAUGGAGCAUGAAUACUAUAUUGGUCUAUCCGUAUUAGUUAUUGCGUGUUAUAGUACAAAAAAAUUCGGUUCUCUGGUAGCAGCAAGCCUGGAUAAAGAAGUAGAAAAAGUAGAAGCAAGUUAUAAUUUAGGUAGAAAAGAGGAAGAAUCGAAUUACGAAACUGUAAUUAAGAAUGCUAAAACGGCACAAUGGAGAGCAAAUGGACAAAAAAUGCUUAUUGAUGCUAAAAAAGAAAACGUCGCAAUGCAACUGGAAGCAUGUUAUAGAGAAAGGUUAAUGCAUGUCUACAACAGUGUUAAACGCCGUUUGGAAUAUCAUGCUAAGCUUACAAGAAUAGAAACUAAUAUUCAUCAGAAAUGGAUGUGUGCUUGGAUUUUAGACAACGUUUUAAAAUCAAUAACUCCUGAAAUCGAAAAUAAAAUUAUUGUCAAAGCUAUUGAAGACUUGGCCAAAUUAUCUGCUCAUUCGGGAAAUAAACAAAUUCGUUUCAGCUGA
This is a messenger RNA of Papilio machaon (common yellow swallowtail), 874 nucleotides long. RefSeq names its product ATP synthase subunit b, mitochondrial. The transcript has a single exon. Gene Ontology annotation, molecular function: proton transmembrane transporter activity. Gene Ontology annotation, biological process: proton motive force-driven ATP synthesis. Lineage: Eukaryota; Metazoa; Arthropoda; Insecta; Lepidoptera; Papilionidae. The record is from RefSeq and is a predicted model, not a curated record. Bases 101 to 874 code for a protein of 257 amino acids.